Messenger RNA from Vollenhovia emeryi, 1317 nucleotides. RefSeq lists its product as uncharacterized. The transcript has 2 exons. Lineage: Eukaryota; Metazoa; Arthropoda; Insecta; Hymenoptera; Formicidae. The record is from RefSeq and is a predicted model, not a curated record. The coding region runs from base 910 to 1317 and encodes 135 amino acids.
UUCAGUAAGGUGACCUUGACAACAUAUGCCAAGGUCAAGGUCAUUGGGGCUGGGUCCGUGUUUGUGAAGUUUUACCCUCUUUUCUUUUGGCGAUACAGCAUUUUUUUUGGUGUCUUGAUGGCAGUGCUGCUACAUUAUGAAAUAUAUUCCACACUAGUUCUAUCUACACGAGUGUCCAUGGUACAAUUACAACGUAUAGUUCCAACCAGUCGCAGAAACCCGGAAUAAAAUAUUGACAGAGUCCAUCAGUACUGCAGUUUUGAAACUGAAUAUCGUGUAACAUGUGACAGAAAUAUAAGUGCGAAAGAAAAUUUUCUGUACAGAUUUUUAUUUUACUACGCUAAAACCAACGCGCUUUCGAAAACAAAUAAUUUAAGCAAUUAUGAAAUAAUCGUUAAUUAUUUAACAAUAAUGUGUUUUGCAUUUAGCACAAUAAAAAUAUUUUAAUCUUAUACUUCUGUGAAAAGUAAUCGUGAAAUAGAUUUUCUUUUAUCCUUAGUCACUUUUAUCCUUAGUCACCUUCGAGAGAUAUAAUAUAAUUUAUUUCAUAAUGCCUAAUUUUAAGGAAGCGUUUUACUAUAUCAUGGCGGACAUACAAUUUCUCAUAAUAAUGGCUGAUUUACCAUUUUUAUCUGAAUUUCGACCUGUAAGUCGAAUUUCCCUACUGCAAAGGCCAAAUACCAAACUUUGAGGGCAGAUUUCCUUAUUCAGGGCAUUUUUACUUUAAACUCGUUGACUUUCGGGUCCUUUUAUCGCUCGAUAAGGUAUUUUGACUAAUAAGUCCGAAUUUCCUACUUAUAAGUUAUAUUGACUUCAAAGUUGAGAACGCUGGAUCGAUAUGCAUAUACUAUAUGUAUAUCGAGAAACAUUUGCGAUCCAGCGGCGCUGCGAACGUAAACAUUAACAAACAUGAGUUCACCGUGUGACGUGGUCGAGUACAGACGUGUUUUAUCCUGUACCAAGUUUUUCUCGCAAAUUCGCUGGCAAAAUGGGAGAUCAUUUCACAAUUGUUGCCAUAAUUACAAAAAAAGUACUACAACAAAAGUAAAAUAUUCGUAUGUUCCUCAUCAGUGGGUGAAAAAUGGGUUUGUAUUCUGGUCACCUAAAAAUUGUCUCACUUUGAGAAACGACCCAUCGAGUGCUCCUGAACCCGAAUGGAAAAAAUUUAAGUGCAAAAUAAAAAAAGACUUUAUUGUUGGGAAAGAAGAAGCCGAACUGUGGGAAGAGGAGUACUUGAAUGCUUCUUGUACUGAAUCUGAAGAAAACUUGUCAAUUAACCGGCAGCUUAUUUCUAUCAGAGAUACAAUCAAUUUUUAA